AUGGCUAUUAUCUUCUGCUUAGAUUCUCCAAGUAUUAUGGAUAUUUCGAUCACCUCAGAAGAAGAAGAGAGAAAACCAAACGUUAAUAACGUGCCAGACUAUAUCAGCGAUAUCCAUACGUACCUUAGGGAAAUGGAGGUGAAAUGCAAGCCUAAAAUGGGUUACAUGAAGAAGCAACCUGAUAUCACAAACAACAUGCGGGCUAUUCUCGUGGACUGGCUGGUGGAAGUUGGAGAAGAAUACAAAUUACAGAACGAAACCCUGCACUUAGCUGUAAAUUACAUUGACAGGUUUCUUUCUUCGAUGUCUGUUUUGAGAGGAAAACUUCAGCUUGUGGGCACUGCAGCUAUGCUGCUUGCAUCAAAAUUUGAAGAAAUCUACCCUCCUGAAGUAGCAGAGUUUGUCUACAUCACAGAUGACACCUAUACCAAGAAGCAGGUUCUAAGGAUGGAGCACUUAAUUUUGAAGGUUUUGUCGUUUGACUUGGCAGCUCCAACAAUCAACCAGUUCCUCACUCAGUAUUUCCUCCACCAGCAGACAAACGCUAAAGUGGAGAGCCUGUCGAUGUACCUUGGGGAGCUCAGUCUAAUUGAUGCAGAUCCGUACCUGAAAUACUUGCCAUCGGUCAUUGCUGCUGCCGCGUUUCACCUCGCGGGCUACACGGUCACCGGCCAAACCUGGCCUGAAUCCCUGUGCAAAGUAACAGGCUACACCCUUGAAGACAUCAAGCCUUGCCUCAUGGACCUACACAAGACCUACCUCAGAGCAGCACAGCACACGCAACAGUCCAUAAGGGAAAAGUACAAGAGUACAAAGUACCAUGGAGUAUCGCUUAUUGACCCACCAGAGACACUAAACUUGUUGUAAUAAUCAAGAGACUGAUCCUUUAAAAAGAUGUAUAUUACAAGAAAAUGAUGUACAGUUUUAAACAUGGUUCAAAAUUCUAGAUGUGAUCACUCAGAAUAUGAAUACAGGUUUUGAUGAGCUUAAUUAUGAAGUUAGUUUUUAUGUGGUUUUAAUGUAAAUCUUUUGUACAUGCGAUCCUGUUAAAAUAUUUAGCUGGGGUAUUAUAAAAACAUUCUCUUUGAGCACAGAAUUAACAGACCAAGUGAAGUCUCAGACUGCUUAUCUAAUUAUAGACUAAACAUUAACAUUAGCAGUGCAUUAUUAGAGUGGGGCUUUUCCUCCUUCC
Leptosomus discolor (cuckoo roller) is the source of this 1192-nucleotide messenger RNA. The record is from RefSeq and is a predicted model, not a curated record. Lineage: Eukaryota; Metazoa; Chordata; Aves; Leptosomiformes; Leptosomidae.